AUGUCAUCGGAGAUUGAGGUUGUGGAAGAAGUGGAAUCGAAAGCCAAGGAGAACGGGGAAUCGAGCUCAAUCGGGAUUGAAGAGGAGAGUUUGAGGAACGACGUGUAUACUGCGGCGGCUUAUGGUGAUUUGGAGAAGCUUCAUAGAUUGGUCGACUCUGAUGGUUGCUCUCUCUCGCACCCCGACGGCCUUGGCUACUAUGCUCUUCAAUGGGCGGCUUUGAACAACCGCACCGCCGUUGCUCAGUACAUUAUCGAGCAUGGUGGAGAUGUAAACGCUACAGAUUAUACUGGUCAGACUGCAUUACAUUGGAGUGCUGUUCGUGGUGCUAUACAAGUUGCAGAACUCCUACUCCAAGAGGGUGCAAGGGUAGAUGCAGCUGAUAUCAACGGCUAUCAGCCAACACAUGUUGCAGCACAAUACGGCCAGACUGCUUUUUUCUGUCACAUUGUCUCAAAGUGGAAUGCCGACCCUGAUGUUCCUGAUAAUGAUGGAAGAAGUCCCUUGCAUUGGGCUGCAUAUAAAGGUUAUGCAGAUUGUAUCCGUCUUCUUCUGUUUUUAGAUGCAUAUAGAGGACGACAAGACAAAGAAGGUUGUACUCCUCUGCACUGGGCUGCUAUCAGGGGUAAUUUGGAGGCAUGCACUGUCUUGGUACAGCCUGGGAAGAGAGAGGAUUUGAUGAUUACUGAUAAUACUGGGCUUAGCCCAGCACAACUUGCUGCGGAAAAGAAUCAUAGACAAGUUGCUUUUUUCCUUGGGAAUGCUCGAAGGCUACUCGAAAAACGUUGGGACGUAAACAGUCCCCUUGGAAGAAUAUCAAAGUUGGGACUUGCUCCCAUACUUUGGUUCAUGAUCCUGCUGCUUCUGCUCAUAUAUACUAGUUCUGUCAUUUUGGCAUCAAAUCUGCCAAAGUUAUCAUGUGGGUAUGGUACACUUGCAUGGCUGGGUUUCCUUCUAGCAACUGCCGGAUUAUAUAUGUUUUACCGCUGUAGCAGCAAGGAUCCCGGUUACAUCAGAAUGAACAUCCAUGAUCAGCAGAACAUGAAAGAUGAUGAACCUUUGCUUAAAGUAGAGCUGAACAAUCCUGCUUUGCUUGCUGGGAAUUGGACGCAGCUCUGUCCGUCGUGCAAGAUUGUUAGACCUCUUCGAGCUAAGCACUGUUCUACCUGUGAUCGUUGUGUAGAGCAAUUCGACCAUCACUGUCCCUGGGUAUCCAAUUGUAUUGGCAAAAAAAACAAGUGGGACUUUUUUCUUUUUCUUCUGCUGGAGGUUCUGGCCAUGCUGAUUACGGGCGGUGUUGCUCUUGCAAGAGUCUUGACUGAUCCUUUGGCUCCAUCUACGUUUGGAGCAUGGAUGAGCCAUGUUGCUACUAAGCACGUGGGGGCGUUGUUGUUUCUGGUUGUGGAAUUCUGCCUCUUUUUUUCUGUUGCUGUCUUAACUGUCAUACAAGCUUCACAGAUAUCAAGGAACAUUACAACAAAUGAAAUGGUGAAUGCACUGCGGUAUAGCUACCUUAAAGGCCCUGGUGGGCGCUUCAGAAAUCCUUACGACCGUGGUUGCAGAAGAAAUUGUUCGGAUUUCCUAGUAAAAGGUUACAACGAAGACAUUGAGUGUCGUGAAGAGGACCCAUCAAAUGGAGAAGAAGAGGAGGGAGGUAUUGGCAUGAUCCAAAUGCAGCAGAUUUCGAAGCUUCAAAACGGGAACACCAAUGAAAACGGACACAUUGCUAUUGAUGUUAACCCGAUACAGCAUUUGCAGUCGCCACAUGGAAACAUGACUGUUCAUUCUUCCAACUGCAGCCAUAAUACUAAUAGUAGUAAACAUGUGAAGUCAAAGAGUGAGAAUGUUCCAUUGGGUUUAGGCCUUGGUCUUGGUCUUGGCCGUAACCCAUCUCUACCUGUUGUACCGCCAUGA
Arabis nemorensis is the source of this 1914-nucleotide messenger RNA. Lineage: Eukaryota; Viridiplantae; Streptophyta; Magnoliopsida; Brassicales; Brassicaceae. The record is from the annotation of a GenBank genome assembly.